CAGUCUAUGCUGCGCUGCGAGAAAAGAAGUUUAUACUGCAACAUGUGAUCGGUGAAGGAUCUUAUGCUAAAGUUUACAGAUCGGUCUACAUGGUUGACGAAACACGCACCGUCGAUCUAGCCUGCAAAGUGAUCGACACAUCCGUCGCUCCCCGCGUCUACCUGAACAAGUUCCUGCCCCGCGAGCUGGACAUCCUAGCCCACGUCAACCAUCCCCACAUCAUACAAGUCACCAACAUCUACCAUCGCUACGCCAAGUACUUCGUAUUCAUGCGACUAGGCGAGAACGGUGAUCUCCUAAAUUUCAUAUCAAUGAAAGGCAACCUAUCUGAAGCCCAGUGCAGAGUUUGGAUGCGGCAACUGAUGUGCGCCCUAGAAUACAUGCAUGCCCUCAAUAUCGCGCAUAGAGACCUCAAGUGCGAAAACGUCCUCAUCUCUUUAAAUUACAAUGUGAAAUUAACCGACUUUGGUUUCGCAAUCCGAACGCGUGACGGUGGGUCCAAAAAUUUUAUGUCGGAGACAUAUUGUGGGUCUCUCUUGUACGCGGCUCCAGAGGUACUGAAGGGUAUACCGUACGCGCCUAAAAUGGCCGAUAUGUGGUCCAUGGGAGUUAUUCUAUACGCUAUGCUUAAUAAAGCCCUGCCGUUUAACGAGACUUCUGUGCGGGUAUUAUAUGACAAGCAGGUACAGCGCAAGUGGCGCUUUCGCACGAAGAUAGUUAAUAUGGUGUCGGAAGAGUGUUUGGGCCUAGUGACAGCAAUGUUGGACCCGGACGCGCAGGCACGGCCCACGGCGAACGCAGUCUUUCAUGGGCCGUGGAUCGCCAUGGAACCGCGACUAGCCAAGUAUUCUCCAGUGGAGGAAUCACUGCUAAAACAGGCAAUGAAAGAAUUGAAAGAUUCAGAGAAGCCGCGAAAUCUCGACGAAUGUGGUUCUGUAACAGGUGCCGUAAAAGUUUUGUGCAUUUACUAA
Molecule: messenger RNA, 971 nt
Organism: Cydia amplana
Lineage: Eukaryota; Metazoa; Arthropoda; Insecta; Lepidoptera; Tortricidae
Product: testis-specific serine/threonine-protein kinase 1-like
Exons: 4
Coding region: 90-971 (293 amino acids)
Biological process (GO): protein phosphorylation; intracellular signal transduction
Cellular component (GO): cytoplasm
Molecular function (GO): ATP binding; protein serine/threonine kinase activity
Source: RefSeq, a predicted model, not a curated record